This is a messenger RNA of Tupaia belangeri chinensis (Chinese tree shrew), 3635 nucleotides long. RefSeq names its product BEN domain containing 2 (gene BEND2). The record is from RefSeq and is a predicted model, not a curated record. The transcript has 15 exons. Bases 97 to 2697 code for a protein of 866 amino acids. Gene Ontology annotation, molecular function: DNA binding. Lineage: Eukaryota; Metazoa; Chordata; Mammalia; Scandentia; Tupaiidae.
GUCUGCUGCAGACGCCCCGUGCGCACAGUCGCAACUGGGUUGCAGUGCAGACACCGAGCCUCGGACGCUCCGAGCCUGGCACCCCGCCAACUCACGAUGUCUGAGGACGAGGAUUAUAUUAUUGUAACUAUUGAAGAUGACAGUGAUGAUGACAGUGACGAUAUUAUGGUGAUAGACGACACUGAAGGAGAGGUUAUUCAGGACAGAUGUUCCUCUGAUGACACGCUGCCCAUACAGCCAAAUUUUCAAGGCAGCGGUAAUGACCAUCAACAACCAUUACAGAUGCCAUAUGGAGUUGAUGGUUUGCUAGUACAAGGUCAUCAGGCAGCUAUGCAAAUGAACCAUCCAGGAAAUUUAAAAAGAUACAAUCCUGGUUCUAUGGAAAUGGAGUUUAUGCCAGUGCAUAAAAAAGGACGUUCAUCUCUUCCAGGAGAGGCUAAUAUGAACAAUGAUGUUCCCUAUGAUGCAAAUCACCGAAACCAGCUUAUGGAGCUCCGACACUAUUGUGAGGUUUUACGAGAACUUAUUGAAAACACAAAUAGGCAGGUCACCCAGCUUUGUGGAAUUGUUUCAAGCGUACAGCAGUCUUGGGAGAACUCACUGUCGCAAAAACGUGGAAACCGUAGCUCAUCCUUGCCAGGAGAAAGGCAGGAAGCUAAUGCACAGGCCAACCCAGUAGGAACAUCUGGGCAGUCAGCAGCGUGCUCUGAAGCACAGCAGCCGGGCCGCAGGGCGAGUCCACCGAUGCCCCGAAUUGUCUCCGCGCAUUCGUUACAGCCAUUCUUCAUACCAGGCAUCCAAUAUCCUGGUUGCCCUGUGUUCUCCUACUAUUUCAAUGAAGGAGCUGAAAAUGGUAUCAUCUCAUCUGUUCAAGCUAAUACGGCAGUACCUGUGGCAAUUCUGCCACAUGGAGAGCCCCACAUGGCAUAUAACCCUGCCAUGAUGAAUCACUUGGCUUCGAUGGAAAAUGAAAGACAGAACCUAGAAAUGCCACCAAAUGCGGUCCCCAACCUUGGACACAGCACUGAGGCAGUGAAUCACCCAACUUUGUUGGAAAAUGACAUUGGCCAUAACGUUGCCUAUUCAUCUGUCUUUAUCCCUUCUGAUUCUGGUGUGCCAAGAGUAGCAGAAAACACCGUGGAAAACAACCGUGAGGCAGCAAAUUAUGCAACUGCACCGGGAAAUGUCAAUGGCCAGUGUUCGUCCUCUUCAUCUGGCUGCCACGUGCCUAAUUUUGUUGAGAAAGUUCUGCUUCUAGAAUUGCCAGGAAGAGUUGAAACCAACCUGGAAGACAACUCUCAGACAGUGUAUUAUCCAGCUUUGUUGGGAACUCUCAGUGGCCCAGAUGAUGGCUCUUCAUCUCACUCCGUCCCUUCCAAUUUUCUACUUGAAAAUGUUAUACUCGUAGAAAUGCCGGAAAACCCAGAAACCAACCAGGAAAACAACCCUCAGGGAGUGAAUCACCCAAUUCCAUUGGGAAAUAACAGUGGCCAAUGUUCUGCCUCUUUAUUUCCCUCCAUCAGUGCCAAGUUUGAGUAUCUUGGUGAUCCACAAAGAAAUGUGAAGGUACUUGAAGUUCAUCUGGUGAUCGCACAAAGGAAGCCCAGACCCCAGCUGGCAGCUCGAUACUUGGUUUGCGUUUUGUUCUCUAAGGAAGUCCUGAUGCGCAGCUCUGUGGAUGUCAAUUCCCAAGGCCGCCCACCCCUAGAUCCAAACAUUUUGGCGGCAUUAAGAGAGUAUCUGGCAAUGAUUUUCCCCAACCAUGAUAUGAGUGAAGGUGGAAGAGAAUGGAGAGCCUGUAUUGCUGAUAUCAGUUCUCUGAUCCACUGUUUAUGUUUGGAAGCCAAGAAAGCAUCACAGAAAACUCAUGACAACUCUAGUGCAUCCGCGUCAGCAGCUUCUAAUGACGAGAGCGAUGAUGAUGCUGGGGAAGGCACUUCUCAGUCAGCUCAGCAAAUGGAUGCCUCAGAAGCAAGAGAAGAUGAGAAUUCUCAGCAGAAUGAUAAUGAUGACCCUGAAGGAGCAAUAGAAGCUCCUCCUCCUGCCAAUGAUGAACCAGCAGCACCUCAGGAUGCAGCAAAAGUUGACUAUUUAGGAAAUCCAUGCAGAAAUGUACAGAUACCAUCUUCUGUCCUGCAAAUCGCGAGAACCAAGUCUCGCCCAGAGCUGUCAGCCAGAUACCUGGUUCGCAGCCUGUUCACUGAGGAUGUCCUGAUCAGAAGUAACGUCUAUGGAAACCCAAGACGUGGCAUACGUGCCCUUAACACCAAUAAGAUUCAAGCUCUCCGAGAGUUUCUCCAAGGUGCCUACCCGACUAGCGAUCUCUCAGAAGCUGGAUAUGACUGGAAGUUGUCUGUGAGAGGUAUCAACAGCUGUAUCCGUAGCCUUAGAUUUGAGUUCAAGAGGUCCAAAUUACAGCUGCGUGCAGAAGCAGCCCCUUUAACCGAGUCAAGAGAUUCUGAUGAGUCCGAAGAGGCAGCAGAUAGUGAUGAGUCCGAGGAGCCGGCAGAUAGCGACGAGGCUGAGGAUCCAGCAGAUGUGGCGGAGGAGCCAGGGAAUAUCACCGCGGCCGAGGAGCCAGCAGAUCCCGAUGCAGUGGAUACCGACGAGACCGAGGAGAGCACAGAUACCGAGGCUGUGGAGAUAACCGAUAAUGAGGAAACUGAAGAGCCGAGAGGUCCCGAUGCGGCUGUCUGAAGUACCUCAGUGUCAGCCCUCCCACUGUGUGUGUUUCUAGGCUUUUUUUUUUUUUUCAUUACUGGUACAUGCUUCUGUAAGUUUCUCAGGCUCUAAUUCCAAAUUCACCUGCUGUAGUACCAGAGUAGUUUUGCAUUCACACCUGAAGAAAUAGUCAAAGCUCUUUCUUUCUGCCUGUCAGGGAGGCAGACUUGCAUUAGGAAGAGAUGUAAUGUUUCAUCUCUGGAGCCCAGUGCAGGGCAGUAUGUUGAAAAGAACCUCUGACUGAGGGAAUAGUACUAAACUCCUAUCUGUUGUGUUCAUUGUUUGAAUGUAGAGUGAGAAUAGUACCCUUGGCACUUAGUGACAGAUGACUCUGGGUGCCAGUGAGCAAAUGUAGUUAGUCAGGUAGCUGUAGUUGACGAGGCAUAGCGCAAUGCCGAGCAUAGAACUUGAAUGUAGUAGACACUCGAUAUUUGUCAAGUGAUUGUAACUUUAGAGCUUAGCUCUAACUGUUGAUGAAGAAGGGAGGUAUGGUUUACAUACAACCGCAACACCCAUGGUGGCUUUCUUAUACAUCACAUCCACGAGAACCAUAGGAUUGCCAUCAGCAUGGCCCACCAUAGCUUUCCAGAGCCCUGGGUUCUGAUUUACUCCUGAUAUGAACAGUAUUCUUUUAAUUACCUCCUGAUAACAUUUUAUCCCAGUAGUUUGUUUAGGGUGAACACAGAAAGAAAACGAUAUUGAGAGAUUCUUUCAUUCCAUUUAAGUAGUUCAAAUGAAAGAAUAUGUCACUAUAAAUAAUAAGAAUCUGGCCAAAUUGAGAUACCAACCUUGUUUUUGGUUUCUGAAAUGUCCAAGUGAAGGUUUUAGUGUGUUGGCUGUGUGUUUUCUUAUAGAUUCUACUAGUUGAAAUGCAAACAGAAAUGACUCUUAACAUGUUUAAAUGAACACAAUUU